CACUGUUGACAGUUUGUUUGCAGCAUAACCCAUGAGCGGCCUGGGCGAGAGCAGUGGGCGGAGUGGCGCGUGCGCUGGGGCCGGUAACGGGCUCCGGGGCAGGGGGAUGAGCGAGGAGUAUUUCGGCAGCGCGGCGGACUGGGAGGAGCAGGAUGGUUCCAUGCACGAUGAAGAUGAAGGGGAUGGUGAAGACGAUGCAGAGGUGCAACAGGAAUGCCUACAGAAAUUUUCCAGUAGAGAUUACAUAAUGGAACCACCUAUCUUCAACACAUUGAAAAGGUACUUCCAGGCAGGGGGUUCUCCAGAGCAUGUGAUCCAGAUGCUGUCUGAGAACUAUACAGCAGUAGCACAGACUGUAAAUCUGCUGGCAGAGUGGCUUAUUCACACAGGAGUGGAACCAUCACACGUUCAGGAAACUGUGGAAAACCAUUUGAAGAAUUUGCUGAUUAAGCACUUUGAUCCUCGGAAAGCUGAUUCCAUUUUCACAGAGGAGGGGGAGACACCAGCUUGGCUGGAGCAGAUGAUUGCUCAUGUAACUUGGAGAGACCUCUUCUAUAAACUGGCAGAAGCUCAUCCUGACUGUUUGAUGCUCAAUUUUACUGUCAAGCUGAUUUCAGAUGCUGGAUACCAGGGGGAAAUUACCAGUGUGUCAACAGCCUGCCAGCAGCUGGAGGUCUUCUCCCGAGUUCUCCGCACUUCCCUUGCCACACUUGUUGAUGGAGGUGAAGAGCAUUUGGAGAAAAACCUGCCUGAAUUUGCAAAAAUGGUAUGUCAUGGGGAGCACACGUACCUGUAUGCUCAGUCCAUAAUGUCUAUGUUGGCCCAGGAAGAGCAAGGGGGUGCCGCUGUCCGAAGAAUUGCACAGGAAGUUCAGAGAUAUGCACAUGAGAAAGGUCAUGAUGCCAGUCAGAUUACUUUAGCGUUGGGCACAGCUGCAUCUUAUCCCCGAGCUUGCCAGGCACUGGGUGCCAUGCUAUCCAAAGGAGCGCUCAAUCCUGCUGAUAUCACGGUGUUAUACAAGAUGUUCACAAGCAUGGAUCCACCACCUGUCGAACUGAUUAGAGUCCCGGCUUUCCUUGAUCUUUUCAUGCAAUCUCUCUUCAAACCGGGUUCCAAAAUCAACCCUGAGCAUAAACACAAGUAUAUCUACAUCCUGGCCUAUGCAGCAAGUGUGGUGGAGUCAUGGAAAAAGAACAAAAGAUUUAACAUCAACAAAGAUGAGCUGAAAUCCACCUCAAAGGCAAUUGAGACUGUCCAUAAUCUGUGCUGCAAUGAAAACAAAGGGGCUUCAGAGCUGAUUGCUGAGCUGGGCACUCUUUAUCAGUGUAUUCGGUUCCCGGUGGUGGCAAUGGGAGUGCUGAAAUGGGUUGAUUGGACGGUGUCAGAACCCAGCUAUUUUCAGCUGCAGACAGACCAUACACCUGUUCACUUGGCCUUACUAGAUGAGAUAAGUACCUGCCACCAACUCCUCCAUCCGCAGGUCCUGCAGCUCCUUGUUAAACUCUUUGAGACUGAACAUUCCCAGCUUGACGUCAUGGAGCAGCUGGAGCUGAAGAAGACCCUGCUGGACCGAAUGGUUCACUUGUUGAGUCGUGGCUACGUCCUGCCUGUGGUCAGCUACAUCCGCAAGUGUUUGGAGAAGCUAGACACAGACAUUUCACUGAUCAGAUACUUUGUGACAGAGGUUCUGGAUGUCAUUGCCCCUCCAUACACCUCAGACUUUGUCCACCUCUUUCUCCCGAUUCUGGAGAACGACAGCAUUGUUGGUACAAUUAAAACUGAAGGGGAGUGUGACGCUGUGGCAGAGUUUAUUGCACACUGCAAAUCCAACUUUAUCAUGGUGAACUAGCACGGAGAAGGAAACACAGGAAUGGAGAGCAGCCAAAGGAGGAUGUACAAGAUCUUUCUGAGAGAUGUGAGACAUGAUGGAACACUGUGUGUCAUGUAAAAUUGAUCCAAGAAUUAUGAGUGAGACCCGGCAGCAGUUAACUAGAUGAAUAAUAAUUAGAUUUUGUACUUUAUUUUAUAUGUGAUGUCAAAGUUUUAAAAUAUAGAAGCCUUUUUCUUCUUUUCUGCAACUGACUUUGGAAAAUAAACUGAGUUUGGAACUGAUGUGUUAAAAAUAAAUAAUGGCGUUGUACUUUCAGGAAUGCUUGGAUUUACAGUUUUAAAAACAAUCCCACUUAUUUUGCCAACAAGGGACCAUAGGUGAGGAUAAUAAAGGUAUUUAUUCUGAUUCCAUCCGUCACUGUAGAGCUGAUGAAAACCAUUGAUGCUAAUGUUUGUACCACAUACUCCUGCUGUGUCAGACGCUUCCUGACCUAUCUGGUCUCAUCAGUCACUUCAUAAUCUACAAAAGUGCAGUGUAACCCUUGAUCUCCUAAAAAGAAGAGAAGGUAUAUAAUAUUUUAAUAUUCAGAAUUAUCUUUGAAGUGCACGGAAAUGUAUUAUGUAGAGUUUGUCACUUCGUGCUCCCAGCAAGAAAUUGGCGCGCAGUUAAGAAUGGUAGCAUCUUUCUUUAAGGAUCACUGGUACGGAUCCCAAAACCAUAUUAGGAGUAUCACAGGUGCAGAAGUUGUUUUCCGGAGUUCAGAAUGAUGGUCCUUCUGAAUGCCCAGGUGGGAAUGUUGAAGGGAUAUCAGCAGGACAGAGCCUGUCUCGGGGCUUAAGGCUCCAUUUCCUAAUGGUUAGGAGGGGCUUGGUCCCUGUCUGCAUACUGUGGAUGGGUGAGGAAGGAGUUAACAUUUCAGCUACUGGUGUUCAUGUCACUUGUUCUAAUUUAGUGGUUGAAAAUAAAGACCAGAGUUCCUCGGUGAAUUGUUAGCCUCAAUUAGUUGAGGUGGGUUGUGCAAAUACACUUUCUUCACAUAAAUGGGCAGAGACUCCCACAUGACCUUUUAUGUUCUGAGUCAGAAUCAGAAUCAGGUUGAACAUCACUGGCAUAUGUUGUGAAAUUUGUUGUUUUGCAGCAGCAGUGCAUUGCAUACAUAAAGGAACUACAAAUUACAAUUAAGGAAAUAUAUAUAUAUAUAUAUAUAUUACACACAGACACACACACAGUGGAUUUCGGUUAAUUGGGCCUCCGGUUAAUUAGAGAAGCCAAUAAUUUAAGACAACUCUUAAGAACAAAAAUGGAUUGAGAAAAGAGCCGGGAUUUCCUUUGUUUGUUUGGGACAGGAGACUGCUGCCGAAGUUUCUAACUAGCGUUAGUCAUGUACACUUGUGUCGCUGUUAAACACUACACCAUGCUUAGAACAAAGAGUUUUUAAAUAGUGUCGGUUGCAUAUACUUGUAUUCAAAAAGCAGUAAUUUUUGUCGUUGAUAAUUUGUGAGAAAUAAGCAGUAGGACAAUUCAAGUGUUUUGCUCACUGGUUUCAAGGAUAAAUUUCUCUGUCGAAGUACAUUUUUAUAGCAUUGUAGAAGUAAUGUUAGUGUUCUAGUUUGUUCUAUAUUUUACUUAAAUACAUAAUUUCUUACUCAGUUAAAUGGUAGUUUGUCUUUUUUUUAAAUAGAAGUUUUUAACUAAUUCCACAAAGCUUUGGCUAAUUGGGGAAGCUGCUUUAUUGGGCCAAAUUGUGUCCCAAUGAUCUCGAUGUGUCCCAAUUAUUAAAAAAUUGAUUUCAAUAAAUAAUGUAAAUAAGAAAAUAGUGAGGUAGUGUACAAGGGUUUAUUGUCCAUUUAGAAAUCCAAUGGUGGCAGGGAAGAAUCUGUUCCUGAAACGUGUGUGUAUCUUCAGGCUCCCGUACCUCCUCCUUGGCGGUAGCAAUGAUAUGGGACGUGAUAGGGUCAUGCCUACACCCCCUAAUCUUUGACACCCUUGCUCAUCAAAAUCUACCAACCUCCACUUUAAAUAUUCCUAAUGACUUAGCCUCCACAGCUGUCAAUGGCAAUGAAUUCCACAGAUUCACAAACCUCGGGUGAAAGAAAUUCAGAAUGUGAAUCAGCUUAUUAUAGCUGACGUUCAGUAUGUCAUAACAUUUUUUUUUUGUUUUGUGGCAGCAGGACAGGGCAAUACAUAAAAUAUACUACAAAUUACAAUAAGAAAUAAAAAAAAUUAGAGGUAGUGCAGAAAGAAAAUCAAAGUAGCAAAAAUUCCUUCUCAUCACUGUUCUGAAAGGACAUCCUAUUCUGAGGCUCUGCCCAAACACCCUCCCACCUCUCCCCCGACAGAAACAUCCUCUGCACGCUUGGUCAGUUUUCAAUAUAUCCCUGUGAUAUUAUUCAACAAAAAACCUGAUAUACCUACAUAUGUUAGUUCCUACGUAAAAGUAGGACUGGCCUCCCUUUCUGAUCAGUCAUGUGCUUUAAAUGCCAUUCAUUACAAUACUGAGGUGGGAUGGUUAUCAUUUUGAAUGAUUUUGUGUGGCUUCCAAUUUACAGACAAAAUUGACUUACAGACACAAGUUUUCCCCACAUCUUUACCUCUGAACACACAAUGCCAAGAGAACUGAGGCAGCAGGGGUUGAAUAGUCGACACUUUGGGCUGAGAGCCCUCAACAAGACUGGAAAGGAAGUGGGCAGGAACAAUGUCCACAUCUCUCCGUAACGCUGCCUGACCUGCUGAGUACCUCCAGCAUCCUUCGUGUGGUUCAAGGUUUCCAGCAUCUGCAGUCUCCCUGGUGUUUCCAUUACCUUUUCAUGGGUCUGCUUUGAUCAAAAGUACAAAUGCAAAGUGGUCACUCAGUAUCAACUGAAGCAGCCCAGGCCUACACAGGAGUAUGGCAAUAUUACAAGGAAUCUAGAAAUACUGAGCCAGUGGCCCAAAGCCAUAGGGCACCACACAAAGAUCAGGUGUUCUCAUGCACAAAACACAAACAGUUAGCUGGCAGGUGAAGUGAGAGCAGAUGGCAUACAUCUGCCGUCUUUGUUACUUUCCCCAGGUAAUAAACGUCCAGAUAUCUUAAGUUACAUCAGAAUCAUUCAGUAUGGUAAACAUACUUAUAUAUUUUUGAUACCAUUCAUUAAAUUCCAUAUAAGACUAAAUAAGAACAAUCACUAAAUGUGGAGAGCAGGAAGGGAACUAGGAAUACGUAGUUUGAACUUAAUAUUAUUGGCGCUCAGUCGUAUGUAGGGGAUGUUUAUAAAUUGUACAUCUGUAACUCGGAGACAGCCUGUACUGGCUUUUAAUGCAAAGGGGUUGGAGUUUCAGAAUAUUUAUGAAUAUUGUAUAGGUUGCUGAUCAGGUCACACCUGACUACUGCUCACAGGUUCAGUCCUCUAGGAGAGUUGGAGGACAUGAUUCACAUGGUUAAUUCCUGGAUGAACAGGUUUGUCCUCUUGCUGGAAGUUGGAUCUGCAUUCUUUGCAUUUUGGAAGAACAAAGGAUGGUUUUAUUGAAGCAUACGAGAACCCAAGUGGCAUGACAGAGUAGAUGGUGAGAUGGUUCCAAUAGUGGGAGAGUCUUGAAUGAGGGAGCAAAAUUACAAUAUAAAGGGGCAGGCAGUCAUUUCGAACUGAGAUAUUGAGGAAUUUCUACUUACAGAUGGAGGUGAGACUCUGGAAUUCUCUACCCUUGAGGGUUGUGGAGGCUGGUCACUGGGGCUUUAAAGAGGAAGAUCAUCGAGGUCAAUGGAGAAUGAGUACAACAGAGGAUUUGAGGUAGGGAGGUUCAGCCAUGGUCAUGUUGAAUAGCAGGACACAGGACAAGUGACCCACUGCUCCUGUUUUCUUGUGUGGUCACCUAGCUUCAUAGUGAACAGUGUGUGCAAGUCAUGACAUCAUAGGGAAUGGAUGUCAGUGCACAAUCACCAAGUACCCAGCUUUGAACUGUGCUUAGUUAACAGCACAUUGUAGUGCUGCAGUGUGCUGUUGACCUUUAUCACAUCCUGUACAUGCUCUUUUUGACAUUACAAGGCUAAACAAGCCUCCAAAUUAGGAAGCUGAGAACUAGCUGUAGACAUCAAAUAGGCACAUUUCUGCCCCAUU
Molecule: messenger RNA, 5925 nt
Organism: Mobula hypostoma (lesser devil ray)
Lineage: Eukaryota; Metazoa; Chordata; Chondrichthyes; Myliobatiformes; Myliobatidae
Gene: nelfcd
Product: negative elongation factor complex member C/D
Exons: 15
Coding region: 32-1849 (605 amino acids)
Biological process (GO): negative regulation of transcription elongation by RNA polymerase II
Cellular component (GO): nucleus; NELF complex
Molecular function (GO): RNA binding
Source: RefSeq, a predicted model, not a curated record